UAUUCAAGAAUCAGAAUAACUGAAUAAGUAUGUAAUUUUUUUGUGAAUAGUAUCCUGCAAAGAAAUUGUACCCCAAAAUAAAAUAAACAAAUCAGAUCUUUAAAAAAAAUGACAUAGCCACGAAGUAGCCACGGAUAAAAAUCAUGGCUAUGGCUCUGUUCUGUGUAUAUAAAUCUGAAGUAACCCUAGUUUCUUCUAUCUUCUUCUUCUUUCUUUCUUCACCUGCCGCCUCCUCCGAUCUCACCGUCCGCCGACAAGCCACCUUCUGCACCAAGAUAUGAAUCGUCGAAGCGCUUCUCAUGAAGCCACUCUUUUCUCACAAGGACCUCGUAUGCCUCUCAGAGCGACUAGAUCGGCUAGUUCUAUUGAUGCAAAACAACCUCAACCCAACUUAGCAGCUUUGAUAGUUUCGCCUGCCAGGCGAAACAUGCCACAUCUCCAUCCACACAAGCUUAAUGGAAGUUUAUGGUUUGACGAUGAUGAUUGCAUCGACAAAGACAUAACAGCAAUAUGGCAAGCGGAUUUUUGGGGACAAUGGUGGAACUAUAAUAUGAUCCCACAAAGUACUAAAGACGCUUGGUGGUCUAGUUUUGUGCAAAAGUACUAUUGGGAUAAUGAGCACCACGACGAGGUUUUUGCAUGUUGGAAGCACUUGUCCGAGGAGUCGAUGGGGAAACUAUUUAGCAAGAGGAAGAGAUCAGGGAAGAAACUCGAGUACACUUGGGAGACAGAGGUGAUGGUUAAGAAGAGCAAAACAGAAUUGGAUUUGGAUAAAGAAGAACUUGUCAUGCACCUUACGAAGGUUGAGGCUGGUGAGAAAUCAUCACCAGCAACGGAAUUAGUCCGGAUGACCAACACCGAGAAAGAUGGAUCAUUAGUCGACAAACGGGCAACUGUCCUCGUAACAGCGACCGAGACUUUGGCUACCCAACAGUCUACUUCAAAUGAAUCAGAUGCUGUUAGCGAAGCUGGCUCGACGGCCACAGGACCUUCCCGCCAUCAGCACAACGUUGCACAUUUGGUGAGUGCUACACCACACAAAGUUGAUAUGAAUAAGUUGGAUACCACUUCUCACUAUCAAAACUUAGACUUUGAUAUGAGGAUGAGCAGGAUUGAAGAAAAAAUGAGUUCGUUGAAGCUAGACUUAGAGACAUUGAAGCUAGACUUAGAGACGUUGAAGCUAGACGUAAAGGCCUUGAAGCAAGGCAUAGACGCACUAUUACGAGUUUACGGCAUAGAUCCUGUUACCCUCCAGCCAAUGGGGUCGCUUGCUACACCACCCGAGAACUCUAUACCCACCACGGGUCCUACGCCAUAAACGGGUCAACCUACCCGAGGGAGGCAAUCAACCAUGCAAACUAUACCCACCACGGGUCACUUGUUACGUUUCUUCUUAUCCUGACGACGGACGACGGUGAUAAGAGCCACUUUAAGUAGAACUAUUAUUCCUUUUCUGUGGAAAACCCACCGAGACGAAAGGUUUGGUUCACUUAAACCAUCGAUUUAAUUUCCUUUUUUUUUGUUUUUUCUGAUAAUCCCUUAAUCGGAACUAAACGAGUAUGUAUAUUUGUUUCCUUUUCUGAAAGUUAAUUACUCAAAAGUCAAAACCAUC
Molecule: messenger RNA, 1612 nt
Organism: Camelina sativa (false flax)
Lineage: Eukaryota; Viridiplantae; Streptophyta; Magnoliopsida; Brassicales; Brassicaceae
Source: RefSeq, a predicted model, not a curated record